GGACAAGUUGCGGCGACCCUGCUGAGCAAGGCGGAGCAGGCACAUCAUGGGCGCCCCAAGCCGACCUCAUGAAGAAGGCCCGGCGCGACCGAAGGAAGAAGGUCCCUCGUCCCUCCCACGCCCCCACCCCUGGCGUGCGCCUCCACCGGUUCCCGAGAAUUCCAGCGCGCUCCUCCGGGCCACUUUUCCUCUAGUCUUGAAAACCACCCUCAUGGCGGAGGUGAAGGUGAAGGUGCAGCCGCCGGACGCGGAUCCGGUGGAAAUAGAAAACAGAAUUAUAGAAUUAUGCCACCAGUUCCCUCAUGGAAUCACAGAUCAAGUAAUUCAGAAUGAAAUGCCUCACAUAGAAGCCCAGCAACGGGCAGUGGCCAUCAAUAGACUAUUGUCCAUGGGUCAGUUGGAUCUUUUACGGAGUAAUACAGGCCUUUUAUAUAGAAUAAAGGAUUCUCAGAAUGCUGGUAAAAUGAAGGGGUCCGAUAACCAGGAAAAGCUAGUCUACCAAAUCAUAGAGGAUGCAGGGAAUAAAGGAAUAUGGAGCAGAGAUAUUCGGUACAAAAGCAACUUGCCAUUAACAGAAAUCAACAAAAUUCUCAAGAAUUUGGAAAGUAAAAAGCUUAUUAAAGCUGUGAAGUCUGUAGCAGCUUCCAAAAAGAAGGUUUACAUGCUCUAUAACCUGCAGCCAGACCGGUCUGUGACUGGCGGGGCCUGGUACAGUGACCAGGAUUUUGAAUCUGAAUUUGUUGAGGUGCUUAAUCAACAGUGUUUCAAAUUCCUACAGAGCAAGGCAGAGACUGCAAGAGAAAGUAAACAGAAUCCAGUGAUACAAAGAAACAGUUCAUUUGCUUCAUCACAUGAAGUGUGGAAGUACAUCUGUGAACUGGGCAUCAGUAAGGUAGAGUUGUCCAUGGAGGACAUUGAAACCAUCUUGAACACACUCAUUUAUGAUGGCAAAGUGGAUAUGACUAUCAUUGCUGCCAAGGAAGGCACUGUUGGGAGCGUUGAUGGACACAUGAAACUGUACAGGGCAGUCAACCCAAUCCUCCCACCUACAGGCUUGGUCCGGGCACCCUGUGGACUCUGUCCCGUUUUUGAUGACUGCCAUGAAGGUGGUGAAAUUUCACCAUCUAAUUGUAUUUACAUGACAGAGUGGCUCGAAUUUUAAUAGAGCUGUGAACUUUAUUUACAUUUGGCAAACUGAACUUCGUGGGAAACAAAUAAUUCAUGAUGGAGUGUCAAAUUACUUUGAGAGCAUACUUCACAAUAAUGGGUACUGACUUGCUGCUAUGGAAACACUUAUUUAUGAAGACAGAAAACAAAGGAGAUUAAGUUUAAUAAAGUUUAAUUGGGAAGUCUCUUCUUCAUUAAGUAAAAUACCUUGAAGGUCUGGAAGACUAAGGAAAAGAAGCCAGCAAACCUACGUUGACCAUGUACUGAGAUAAAGGCUGGAGUGAGAAGAUGCCCACUUGAGUUACUUAAGAUCGUCAUUGAAAACUCAUCGGGUUUAUUACCGCCAUUUCUGUUUGGUUUUUCUUGGGUUUUGUUGAGAAGAAAUUACAAGUGGUGCAGGCAGGACCAGCUGGUGAUGGGAGUGUGUGUGCCAGCUCGGGCCUGGGUUGUAAAGUGGGUAUUUCUUUUUCUACACCAUCUGUUUUUCACCCCAGUAGGACUCUCAGAGGAGCGCGCCUCCAUACCGACAUCCCUCCCAAACGCUGUUGUCCAGGACAUGUUUCCACAUCACUGAUCCUCCAUACCAAAGGAAAUAAUCUCACUGUCCUUUCUUGGUAAGGCCAUAACUUUCUCUGUAUGCCUUAAGUGUAUUAUUUCCUGGAUUUUUUUUUUCAGAUUCUUAUUCCAUGCCUGUAGUGUGACUCUACCACGAGUGCCAAAUUCUAAUUUUAUAGUCUAAUCUCUACAUGGAAUGUGCUAAAUGGGACCUUUGGAAGGUGACACUGUGUGUAGAAUCCUCAUGAGUGGAGUUAGGGCCUGUAUAGAAGAGACCCAAAGUCUUCUGUUACCCACUGUCAUGGAAGGACACAAGAAAAGAAUAAGGAAGUGAGCCUUCAUCAGAUGAGUAAUCUACUGGCACCUUGGACUUCCCAGCUUUUAGAAUUAUUUCCGUGAUAAACCAUCAAUCUACAGUGCGCUGUCAAAGCAGAUAGACUAGAUAAUAGCUAAUCUUUUAACUAAAAUUAAAACUUAAAACUAGCUGGGUGAGGUGAUGCAUUCUUUGAGUCCCAGCGAUUGGGAGGCAGAGGUAGGCAGAUCGUGAUGAGUUCAAGGCUAGCCCAGUCUACAUAGUGAAUUCCAGGACAUCCAGGGUUACAUAGGGAUAGACCCUGUCUCCAACAUUAAAACAGAACAUUACCCUUCACUCACUCUCUAAGGGGUCUUCAGCUGGUCCCCUUUUAUUCUUCAAAAAACAACUGUGGUGUGACAAGUCUAAGCAGAAAGCUAUCACUGUGUACCAGUUGCACAGAAGACAGCCAUGUACCUUUGAAGGAUCUCAGCAGGUGGAUUGUCUUUUUUUUUUUUUUUUUUUUUUUUUUUUGAGACAGGGUUUGUAAGAUAAGACUAGUGCUUCUCUUACACUGGAGUAAGAUCCAGUUAGAGUAGACUUUGUUACCAUUGCCACCCUUCACAAGAAGUGGAGGAAAAAACUUACAUUUUAUAUAUAAUCUAGCAUUCAAAAAAAGCUGGUGACAUUAAAUGCUUACUCUGUAGAGCUGGCCAUGGAAUUCAUCUGAUAAAAAUGAGCUAGUGAGUUUGAUUUUACUGAUCUAUAUAUCAGGGUAACUAAUGAUUGUGUUCACUUAGAGCACUGCCAAAAGGUGGUAGAGCUCAGCUCCAAAGAGGAGCACAAUACAAACCCUUUCAGUUGGCCCAUGCUUUUGGAUUAUAUAUUUAAAAAACUUAGUAAAAACAAACAACCAAAACCUUAGACACAAAGUAAGCUGAGUAUAGUGGAGAAGGCCUUUAAUCCAAGUACCCAGGAGGCAGAGGCAGGCAGAUCUCUGAGUGAGAGGCCAGGCUGGUCUAUACAGCCCAGUGUACAGCCAGGGCUACCCUAUCGUGAAAGACCAGAUGACAGUAAGAGAGAAGGAGCCGAGUUACUGUCUAAGCGCGCUCUGCAUUCUAUCCUUUUUGUGUUGUUGGACAUAGAGCGUCUCUCCACGCUGGCCUGGAAUUCAGUUUACGGUCUUAGGGUCUAGCCUGGCCUUGAACUUGUGGUUCUCCUGCUUCAGCUUCCCAGGUGCUGGCAUGCAGCCAUGCCUGGCUUUGCAUUGUCUUGAUAAUUAGAGUUUUUAAAUCAGCACUCAGUGGCUAGAAAUGCUCCUUACCUCACCAGCAUAAGGAGAUAGCUUAAAUGUUUUUUCUCACCAUUACUUUUUACUCUGAAUAUUUUUGCCUUAUAACAUUUUUUUACUCUGAGUAUUAACUGAGAGGGAUAGGUAAGUUUGAAAAUGUUGCAACUGUUCUGUAAAUAAAAUGAAUUCUACAGAAAUAAGCUAACAAAAGAAAUCAUAAUGUCACAAACUCAAGCUGCAGAUGAAGCCCAGAUUCUUCAUACUUCCCACUUCAUAUUCGGCACUUUCUUCACCGAGAACACACACUAAUCUGUUGAGGACCCCGAAUAAAAGUGAUCCACAAAAAAAGGAGACAUCAUGAGAUGAUUUAGUGGUUUUUAGAUAUAUUUCUUUCUUUUUUUUUCCCCCCUGGAGCUGAGGACCGAACCCAGGGCCUUGUGCUUGCUAGGCAAGCGCUCUACCACUGAGCUAAAUCCCCAACCCCAAUUUAGUGGUUUUUAAUGAAUGUGGAUUCUCACAUUAAACUUUCAGUUUGGCAUUAAAUAAGUUUUAUAUAAGGGUUUUGGUGGUGAUCAAUUAAGCAACGAAAUCGGACAAUUCCAUUCUGUGAUGGACCCAGUGAUAGAAUACUCCUGGUAUGAUGAGGUCUCUGGCCCCAACCAUCAGCCCAACAGCGAAGGGAAAAGGUAGUUUCAGAUUUACUUAUAGCAGGUGAGAGAUGAAUACAAAAUAGGUGCCCUGUGGCAGUGUGGUCCAGUAAGACAGCAUCUUGAACUCAGUCCUGCUUCUGCGUGCUCCUAUUAGGUUUAUAGAUAGGCACCACAACAUCUAGACAAGUAGCAUUUUCUACCAUGAUGGAAAGAGUCUGUAUUUGGUGUUUAAUACAAAAACCUUGAGCCAGAUGGCUGGCUGGCACUUGACACGAACGAUUAGGAACUAAGUUUUUAUUUAGUUGCCUGUGCAUACUGUUUAUAUUAGACAGCACAGCUCAACAGAGAGCUCUCUUGCAUAUUCUCCCCCUGGGAAUUAGGGAAUUUCACACUGAAAUGUGUUAGUUUAUAAUUGAGCUUUUUAAAGUUAGGAAAACAAAAAAAGUUUUCAUUAUGUGUGUGGGUGUGUGUGUGUAUAACAGACUUUUUUGCAGUGAUUCAGCCAAACCUAAAAUCCAAUUUGAGUCUACUUGAAUUUGAAUUAUUUACCCUGCUUUUUUGAAAUCUUAAAAAAUUAACAUAUGAAUAACAGUUUGCAAUUUGUUUUCUGUUGCAGGAUAAAAAUAUAUUCAUUUGAUAUAUA
This is a messenger RNA of Rattus norvegicus (Norway rat), 4598 nucleotides long. It is a transcript of the gene Polr3f, whose product is annotated as RNA polymerase III subunit F. The transcript is spliced from 9 exons. Gene Ontology annotation, biological process: termination of RNA polymerase III transcription; positive regulation of innate immune response; positive regulation of interferon-beta production. The record is from RefSeq and is marked provisional. Bases 47 to 1162 code for a protein of 371 amino acids. Gene Ontology annotation, cellular component: RNA polymerase III complex; nucleus; cytoplasm. Gene Ontology annotation, molecular function: double-stranded DNA binding; 4 iron, 4 sulfur cluster binding. NCBI's taxonomy places the organism in Eukaryota, Metazoa, Chordata, Mammalia, Rodentia, Muridae.